ACUUACGGCUCCAAGAUGAAGUCGUUUAUGCCGCUCACGACCAGCGAUUAUGCAUUUAACGAAGGCGAAUACAAGGAUCGCUACAAGGACAUUGAGCGGCAAGUCUGUGCACAUAUGGAACAAAAAGGCUGGAGGGCAAAGGAGUUCAAGAUUAGAGACAGCAAGGAACGCAGCAAGUCUACACUGACCAAGUUCUAUCCAGAACAUGUGAUGGAACCUGGAACGUUCAAGACAAAGUAGCGUUUCACAGUCAGCUAAAAGAAAUCAACGUGUUCUCUUCUACCUGGCAUGCAUCUCGCCAAGGCUUCACAGCCGCCUCGUCCAUUUUCCGUGUGGGUGCCCAAUGUCAAAGAUGAAGAAAAGUCAGAUACGGGGACAGUCGUUGCUGAUGAGUCGCCUGCCGGCGGUCGCUGGAUCGAACUCUUCUAUGACCUCUUCUUUGCUGGAUCUCUUUCUGUCUUUUCGCGAACGCGUGAAGUAGCACGCACACGCGACCUCAUUGACCUUGCUGGCUUCUUUACGAUUCUGUGGUGGACUUGGUCCUCGCAGACCUUCUUUGAUGUGCGUUUUGCUCGACCGGGACUCGCUGGGACAUGGCUCAAGUUCGUACAAUCAUUCUUUUUCGUCAUGUACGGCGUCUUUGAGCUCAAGUUUACUCUCUUCAACUACGAACACCACGGCGGCGGUAUGGAAUCUGCUCGCAAGCGUGCGAGUCCACGCAUCGCUGCCAUAGUCAUCGCAGGCGUCUUUGUGACUUCACGAAUCUUGCUUGCUUUGCAACACCUUUGGGUCGCUCGUCGCAGUAAGAGAGAACAUCGCAAGUCGCUCAAAAUUCUUGCUGGUUUGCAGCUCUUCUCUGGUGCGUUGUGGCUCGCCUCUAUUCCUCUCAGCAACCGCAUGACCAGCUCGGGCUUUGCUGCCAUUCGUACUGCCCUUUGGUAUGGUGGCAUUCUCAUUGAAGCAAUUGGGUCGCUCGCUGUACGCGCUACAGCUCAUGGCUUUGAGCACACCCAUCUUAAUGAACGAUACGGCGCCUUGACGACCAUCAUUGUGGGUGAAGGCAUCAUCAAGCUCGUGUCUGUCCUGAAAGACAUUCUUGAGGGCGUCAGCAUGAAUGCCAAGUCUAUUCUAGCCGUCGCAUCGAGCGUCACUUCUCUCGUACUUGUGUGGGCUCUCUACUUUGAAGGCUUCGAGAUGCACGACAAGAUCAGUAAAAUCAGGGCAUACUGGUGGAGCUAUGCACAUUACUUCUUUCACUUGUCGCUAGUCUUGCUGCUGGAUGGAAUCGUCUCGCUUGUGCUGUUUCAAAACUGCUAUGCUGGCUCUCAGGCUUUGCUCGACUCGUCUCGUGAAGCGAGUGUCAUGGCAGACUUAUUCCAGGUCAGGCCUGGCAACAAUACGCUGACGCUUGGCAAGCUGACCUUUGACUACAAUACCGACACGACACACAUGUAUGCAGCUGGUACUGAACUCACGCAAUCACAGUACGACUAUGUUUACAUGCAGCUCUUCCAAAGAGUCUUCAAGAGCUACGGCGUGCGCGUUUCGGAAGGGUACAUGGAAUUACUGGCUGAGCUUGCACCCGACGAGGUCAGCGCAUCGACGCUAGAACGUAGUCUACGCAUGCUUCUCCGACAAUUCUUCGUCUCUGCGCAGUCUGCCUUGCUUGCGAGCGCUGCUGUCUUGCUGUUUAUGAUUCCCAUUAUGAUUUGGCAGAAUCGUCUGCAACCCGGCAACUUUUCACGCUUCUUCCCAACAGGAAGUCGUGGACUCAUUGGCGCUGCCUUACUUGGCUUUGGUAUCUUUGUCGAUGCACCGGGCGGUGCCAUCCUCGGGAAACUGUUGACGUCUGGCUGGCUGCUACCGGCACUGACGGUCGUUCUUGCAAUAAUUUACCUCAUUGACCGAUUGACGUGGAGCGUGCUACAGUAUCUCAUCUUUUAGUCUGGACGCGUCUUACAUGACUGAUGGACGCGUUUCACGUUAAUAACACCAUUGUCUUAUGUCGCCCGCGCAUUGUGCUCAUUCAACUGCAUUGUUGAUAUUCGUAAAGUGAGCACUUGGCAAAGUUGACAGCUGUCCGAGCCUGUCCCUGGCCUGGACUUGAAUUUCGGCUCAACUGCGCCGAAUCCGGAUUUGCCUACGCCCAAUUCGACGCCGCAAGCAGCCAUUCGAGGGGAAAUCCAUGCUCGCGAGCGAAUCAAUCACCAGCAAA
Molecule: messenger RNA, 2215 nt
Organism: Protomyces lactucae-debilis
Lineage: Eukaryota; Fungi; Ascomycota; Taphrinomycetes; Taphrinales; Protomycetaceae
Product: bacterial low temperature requirement A protein-domain-containing protein
Exons: 2
Coding region: 289-1944 (551 amino acids)
Source: RefSeq, a predicted model, not a curated record